Bipolaris sorokiniana ND90Pr is the source of this 1453-nucleotide messenger RNA. RefSeq lists its product as uncharacterized. The record is from RefSeq and is a predicted model, not a curated record. Bases 22 to 1317 code for a protein of 431 amino acids. Gene Ontology annotation, molecular function: peroxidase activity. The transcript is spliced from 4 exons. NCBI's taxonomy places the organism in Eukaryota, Fungi, Ascomycota, Dothideomycetes, Pleosporales, Pleosporaceae.
UUUUUUUUUAAAAAAAAAACCAUGUAUAUUCUGAAUGCGAAAAUCGCACUCCUUGCCGCUGCGACUGCAUCGUUAACAGUGGCAUGGCCGACUGCCAUAUUGGAUGCUGCAGGCCACGAUCCGGAAGUGCUGAAGCGCGCGGAAGAAGAAGUAGCAAAGGCUAUGCAAGCAAGACAAAGCAAUAGUGCGAGCGCUGCUACAUCUAUAUUUGAGCCUGUCCCCAUCUUCGAUGCAAAAGCACAGUACAUCGACGUCAGCGCGGGGAGCGGCCAUGAAUACGUUCCUCCAGGCCCUGACGACCUUCGGGGCCCAUGUCCUGGGCUGAAUGCUCUGGCAAACCACAAUUUCCUACCGCAUAAUGGCUACGCCACUGUAGCGCAAUACGUCGAGGCGACGACAAAAGUCGUCGGCAUGGGUCCGACGCUCGCCCUUUUGCUCUCCGCCGUCGGCGGCGCCCUCAGCGGCGACAUCCUCAGCUGGUCCAUGGGCGGCAAGCCCUCGCUCGGACAAGCGGGGCUGACUGGCAUCCUGGGCAACGGGCUCACCGGCUCGCACAACAAGUACGAGACAGAUGGAUCGCCUACGCGGGGGGAUCUGUACCAGACGGGUAACAACUUCAAGACGGUGCCCGCACAGUUCCAGCAGCUGAUCGAUGCGUCGCCCGGCGGCUUCGUCACGCUCGAGAGCCUGACUGCGUUCCGCAGUGCGAGAGUGGAUGCGCAGCGGAAGUCCAAUCCGUAUUAUUUCAGUGGGCCGUUUGCAGGUGUUCUGGUGCAGCCGGCGGCGUAUACGUUCAUCUUUCGCUUCAUGGCGAAUCAUUCGGCGGAGAAUCCCGAGGGCGUUCUGCCGUAUGAUGUGCUGCAGUCGUGGUUUGGGAUACAGGGGACAAACGGCAAGUAUACUGCUGUGCAAGGCGGGGAGCGGAUCCCGAAUAAUUGGUACCGUCGUCCGAUAGCAUAUCCAUAUGACACGCCCUACUUUCUUGCUGAUACCUUGAACGCGGCUACUUUAUACCCCAAGUUUCUUGAGGUUGGCGGAAACACCGGUCAACCCGACUCUUUCGUUGGUAUCGACGUAGCAAGCUUGACCGGCGGUAUUUUCAGUUCUGCCAAUCUCCUCAAGGGAAACAACCUGGCUUGCUUCGUCUACCAAAUUUCCGCGCUGGCAAAGCCUGAUAUUCUUCUUGGCCUGCUCACUACACUUCUCGACAUUGUAAACAAUGCGGUUGCUGCUUUGAGCUGUCCGCAGUUGAAGAAUUUUGAUCAGAGCGUGCUUAAACAGUUCCCUGGCUACAAUAGGCAGAAUGUGUAUGGAUAGACUGAAAUGUCUUGGACUUGUAACAAUUCAUGAUAUGGUUAUUGAGCGGGAAGGUUGGUCAUCUCACACAUGUAAAGAGAUAGAAACGCACUCCACAACACAAAACAACUGUAAAAUCAAAUUAUUCAAACUGGCA